UUGCAACGUACUGUACAGUUUAAAUAAUUUAAUUAAAUACCUUUUUGACUGUAAUAAUCUUUUUGAGCUUAUAUAUACCCCCAGCCAGCCAUGCCAACAUUCAUCCUCAAACUAAUUCUCCAACAGAAAAUUAACACACAAUUCCACCUCGAAAACUGUGUUUGUUUGUUUUGAUUUGAAGUUUGAACGAAAGGAAAAAAAUGAGCAAGACAGGUCAACAACAACAACAGUACCUCAACCAAGUCUCCAUUAAUGUACCCCCUCAGCUUCCCUCCAAGUGUUUCGACGACGAUGGUCGUCUCAAAAGAACUGGGAGUGUUUGGACGGCGAGUGCUCAUAUAAUAACUGCUGUGAUUGGUUCGGGUGUUCUGUCAUUGGCUUGGGCUACCGCUCAGUUGGGUUGGAUUGCGGGUCCCACUGUCAUGUUCUUGUUCUCUUUUGUCACUUAUUACACUUCUACCCUUCUCGCCGCUUGCUACCGCUCCGGCGACCCCGACUCCGGCAAGAGGAACUACACCUACAUGGACGCUGUUCGUUCCAACUUAGGUGGAUUCCAGGUUAAGCUCUGUGGUGCAAUUCAGUACUUGAAUCUGUUCGGAGUUGCUAUUGGCUACACCAUUGCAUCAUCUAUAAGCAUGAUGGCAAUUGAUCGGUCUAAUUGCUUCCACUCGAAAGGACACGAGAGCCCGUGCAGAGUUUCGAGCAAUCCGUACAUGAUUGCGUUCGGUGUUGUGGAAAUCGUUUUCUCACAAAUCCCGGAUUUCGAUCAGAUUUCUUGGCUUUCUAUUGUGGCCGCCGUUAUGUCGUUUACUUACUCCACCAUCGGUUUAGGCCUCGGUAUUGCAAAAGUUGCAGAAAAUGGAAAAAUCAAAGGAAGCCUCACCGGGAUAAGCAUCGGUACAGUCACCGAAACGCAAAAGAUUUGGAGAAGCUUCCAAGCUCUCGGCGCCAUUGCCUUUGCCUAUUCUUACUCCCUCAUUCUCAUCGAAAUUCAGGACACGAUAAAAUCCCCUCCGUCGGAAUACAAGACGAUGAAAAAGGCGACCCUUUUAAGUGUAGUAGUAACAACAGCCUUCUACAUGUCCUGUGGUUGCUUCGGCUAUGCAGCGUUCGGAGACUCGUCUCCAGGAAACCUCCUCACUGGCUUCGGCUUUUACAACCCUUAUUGGCUUCUCGAUAUUGCCAAUGCGGCAAUUGUAAUCCACUUAAUCGGUGCGUACCAAGUUUACUGCCAACCCCUCUUCGCCUUUGUCGAAAAAACCGCUCGAGAAUGGUUCCCACACAGCGAAUUUAUCACGAAAGAAAUCGCGAUUCCGAUUCCGGGCUUGAAAUCUCUCAAGCUCAAUCUCUUCAGGCUCGUUUGGAGAACCGUUUUCGUGAUAAUCACAACUAUUAUUUCCAUGCUCAUGCCGUUUUUCAACGAUGUUGUUGGGAUUUUAGGGGCGUUCGGGUUUUGGCCGCUCACUGUCUAUUUCCCGGUCGAGAUGUACAUUAAGCAGAAGAGGAUCCCAAAAUGGAGUCCGAGGUGGUUGAGUCUACAAAUUCUGAGCGGUGCGUGUCUGAUGAUUUCGAUUGCCGCUGCAGCUGGUUCGUUUGCUGGUGUGGUUUCUGAUCUCAAGGUUUACAGGCCUUUCAAGACUACUUAGUGGUAAUUACUGAUUAGUGGAGUUCUAAUCAUCAAUUUAGUAGAUGAUGCAUUUUCAAGAAAAGGGGAAGGGUAUUAAAGAAAACAAGGAUUAGGGUUUCCAUUUAGUUGAUGUGUUCAUACCUAAAAAAGGGGUUGUUUGAUUUCACUGUAUUAAAGAAGGAGAAAUUAUAUAUAGAUAUACAUAUAUGUGUAUGUAUUAAUGUGGAAAUCAAGAUUCAAGACCCAUAUUUUCUUCAAUGUAAUUUGUGUCUAUUUCUCAGUCGAAAUAGUGUAUAAAUCAAUGAAAAGUCCUCAAGGAACUCUUCUUCUA
Messenger RNA from Erythranthe guttata (spotted monkey flower), 1958 nucleotides. RefSeq names its product amino acid permease 3. Lineage: Eukaryota; Viridiplantae; Streptophyta; Magnoliopsida; Lamiales; Phrymaceae. The record is from RefSeq and is a predicted model, not a curated record.